Molecule: messenger RNA, 2151 nt
Organism: Symbiodinium necroappetens
Lineage: Eukaryota; Dinophyceae; Suessiales; Symbiodiniaceae
Source: the annotation of a GenBank genome assembly
AUGUUCUCGCCAGUGCCAGGCCCAAAUGCGUGCGAGAUAUUUCUUCUUCUCUUUGCUUUCUUCAUCGAAGAUCCGGACAGCUUGGUUAUCAUCCGGGGCAAUCAUGAGGACGAAGAGAUGAACAAGCUUCCCAGUGAAGAAGGUGGUGGUUUCCAUGAUGAGGUCUUGCAGAAAUAUACCGGCGGUGUCUUCAUGAAGUUCGAAGCUAUUUACAAGAUGCUGCCUCUUGCUGCAGUCGUGCAACAGGAACUCUUCGUCGUGCAUGGGGGGUUGGCGCGCAAUGCGAAGUCCAACCUGACUCUUCCUUUUGUUCGCGACAUCGAUGCUGGAGUCGUCAGUUGCCCACAUGGAGGCUGUUAUCCACUGUGCCUGGAGGAACAGGUCUUUCAGGAUCUCCUAUGGUCCGAUCCGCAGGAGAAACUGGGAUGGGAGGCCAACCCACGAGGUGCCGGCAUCAAGUGGGGUCCUGAUCUCACUGCGGCGUUUCUGAAGCGAACAGGCUUGAAAUGGAUCAUUCGGUCACAUCAGCUUCCCGAGGAAAAGCGUGGCUUCAGCACCCACCAUCUCGGUCUUGUCUACACCCUCUUCAGCGCCAGCAACUACUGUGGCACUUCAGGAAACAAGGGUGCAGUCUGCUUGCUGGAGCUCCGGCCCAGCAGCAACGUCAGCAGUGAGGACGGCUGUUGCCUGGCUGCUCGGUUCGAGGAGCAUUACGCUCCAGCACUGGAACAGGGCAAGUUGAAAGAGAUUUCGCAGCUUCCUGACAUCGGGGCGCGCAGAGCGGCCUUGGAGGAAGCAGGGGCCGCCCGUGCCUCGGAGGACAUUCAGAAGGUUGGACAGCGGCAGGAGCGUGCAAUUCUUCAUCGAAUGGCCGGGAAAGUUGUCGAGCUGCGACCAGAACUUUGGGAGGACUUCCGCAAGUGUGAUGACAAGCGCACGGGCAGCGUCACGUUUUCGUCGUGGUGUGACAUUCUGACAUCCGUUUGUGGCGAGAAUUUUCCCUGGUCCAUGGGUGGCGAGCUGUGGGGCAUCACAGAAGCGGACUCUGAGGAGGGGAACGCGGAGCAGACAGAUCUUCCCAAAGGAAAACGACGCGUCGAUUAUCGAAGAUUUCUACACCGCUUCGAUGUAGGCGUCAACAAAGAGAAAUGGGUGGGUUGGAAAACCAUUCUCAUGAAGGAUGCGUACGAGGCUUUGUACUGUCCGCUGCCGAGCUUCGGAGCACGGAUCUGGGUUCUGUUGGAUGCAGUGAGUUCAUGGCCUCACUGGGCCAUCCCGAGGAAGGUACUUCAGAGCGACGUAGAAGUUGAGGAUAGCCCUGGCCAGCGGACAUCUCACGUGCUCAGCACGUCUCAGCUGCAGUCCUUGGCCCAUGGGCUGUUCCCAGCUGAGGAGGAAGAUGACGAUGCCCCGCCGGAGCUGGGCGUGCAUGAGUUCUUCGAAAGAUUUACAGUCAUUUACCGACAGGCAAAGGCCAUGACAGGCGAUGACGCCCUUGCCGAGUGGAGGGAUGCGCUGAACCACAUCGGCCAUUUGCUUCUCAAAAGAGACAGGAUGUCCAACCAACCAGGCAUCACCAGAGUAAAAACUGGUGCCAGUGUGCACUCGCGCAAGACCGUUUUUCAGGCACAGCGUCUGGCCCACCAGUUCGAGAAAAGCGACGAGUCCGGGGAUGGACAUUUGACCAGGGGCGAGUUGGUGGAUUACCUUAAAGGACUGGAGGGAAUCGAUGACGUCAUGCACAAGGGCCACACCAUUAGUGAGACAGACUUGGAGGAGAUGGCACUGCAACUUGACCAGCUGAGUGGCCGUGAGACUGGCAAGGUGAACUUGUUCAGCUUCCUUGAGGCUUUCAUCGUGGAGAGGCCAUCUGGCCAGGACUUCGACGCGGCUGAGGAAUUCAUGUGCGAGCACAUCCUGAGUUUUUUGUACCGGCACAGACACGCAGUGUGUUGUGGAUGCCACGAGGCGGAUGUGGCGCUCACGGGCCGAAUAAGCUCUGGCGCAUUUGCAGAGGUCCUUCGAGGCAUUGACAUCUCCUUGGCGAAGCAGCGUAGAACCUUCAGCGAUGUUCAAAUCGACGGACUGGCGGAAUCGCUUGGUGAAGAAGAUGGAAGCUUUUCAUACUUCGAGCUGCUGCCUCAGCGUUGA